This is a messenger RNA of Ictalurus furcatus (blue catfish), 6039 nucleotides long. It is a transcript of the gene rimbp2a, whose product is annotated as RIMS binding protein 2a. The transcript has 26 exons. Gene Ontology annotation, biological process: neuromuscular synaptic transmission. NCBI's taxonomy places the organism in Eukaryota, Metazoa, Chordata, Actinopteri, Siluriformes, Ictaluridae. The record is from RefSeq and is a predicted model, not a curated record. Gene Ontology annotation, molecular function: protein binding. The coding region runs from base 1639 to 5997 and encodes 1452 amino acids.
UUGGGAUCAUGACUGUAUAUCAUUCCCUUCAAAUGCUAUUGAGCUUUAAAUAAUGGUAUAUUUUGUGUAUGGGCCCAUUCUGUAGUGAAAUUCAUGUCUAAUUUUAAUGGGAUUUAAUAGCUCAUUUUAAUAAAUAUGAAAAAUCUAAACGAUGUGCAUCAUACCGGACACCUAGAUGAACACUUUACACUUGGUUUUGUGACUGUAAGUUAUUCCCUUCAAAUGCUAUUGAGCUUUAAAUAAUGGUAUAUUUUGUGUAUGAGUCCAUUCUGUAGUGAAAUACACGUCUAAUUUACAUAUGAUUUAAUAGCUUAUUUUGACAAAUAUGAAAAAUCUAAGAGGUGUGCAUUAUAGCUGACACCUAUAUGAACACUAUACAGUUGGUUAUAUGACUGUAAGUCAUUCCUUCAAAUGCUAUUGAAGUUAGAAACGUGUUUAACAAUGUCGUAUGUAACUUUAGAGACGGUCCCUUAAUUUCCGCACAUCCGCGAAUAUCGAACGUCCAACGCCAAACCAACUUUAUUCCAGUCAUGGAACAUCUUCUUUUUGAUGCUUUUAUGCAUUUUUUUGGCAUUCUCUCUUUAUUUGCAUCUUAUCUCUGUGUGAGUCUUUCAUUCCAUUCUGACAUAUGGUCACACAGCAAGAGAGAGAGAGAGAGAGAGAGAGAGAGAGAACGCAGAAAGAGAAUGAUGCACAUACGCACAGUCUUCACAAAAAAACACAACAAACAGGGUGAGGUGAGCUCCUGAUGAUCAUCUCCCUUCAUCUUCUUUGUACCUGGUUGCACUUUAAAAUAAGAAUCUCAGUAAUGGCCUGUACCUGCACCUCAAUGAGCACCCAGUACUCCUCACUAAGGUUAAAGAAGGUGUCGGAAUAAAAAGUCGCACUGAGCAAAGAAGCCGAAGCAAAGGAGCAGCACAUUUAUCACUCAGAAGUCAGUAUCAAGAGUCCACAUAUAAAAAUAGCAAUCAUAUAGCUGAUUAUUAGCACACUUUUACAGUCUGUUAGAUGUUAAUUCAGAUGAAUUAUUGAUGUAACUGUUGAUGAUUGACAUAAUUCACAAUUUUGUACCAUUCAGUGCCCCCUGCACUACAUUACCCAGCAUGCACUGAACAAAUAUGUCACAUUUCCAUUGGGGAUUCCCACUCCAGUCAAUCAAUGCAUUAAUGAAUAGGUUAGUGAUGACCUCAGUGCUAUUUGCUAGCUUUACUGCUAGUAUUUAUGAUAACUAAUCCAGUACAGCAGUUAUUGACGCCUUCAUGUGGAGACCUGUUACCGCAUAGCGCUAUUGAAUUCUGGAUUCUGAUUGGUUGCUAUUGCUUUUAUAGUAACUGCUGAUUCACAGGCAGCUGUAUGGAGGAUGCUGCACAUAAAUGAAUUUAAAAAUGUGACGUUAUUUAACAAAGAAAAAUCUAUAAUCACUGAUAUGGUGAACUUUUCUGUAAGGAGACUCUUUUUAAAACAUUUAUGGAAGGAGUCUGUAUUGUUAGCACUUUGUCACAGUCAGAGGUAAAGCUGUAACUUUAAAUGGUGCCAUAAACCCUGCUGUCCACCUCUAAGUCCACACUUUGGUGGUGUCAUCUCACUGUGGACUAAUGGUACGCGAAUUAUCAAAGGUGCACGGGUGUGAAUUAGAAGAUGCGGGGACAGAAACCGAACGUGGAAGAGUUGCUGAGGCAGUCUCAGACAGAGCUGCUGUGGAUCCGAAGGCAGCUGUCAAUCAUUGCAGCUCGGAAUGCCAGUCAUACCCGGGCCAGAGCGAAGCUGAAACACGAGGUCCUGCCUCUCCACCUGUCCAACGUGAACCGAUUCCGCCUUCUGGAGGAGACGAACCGAACCCUGAAGCUUGAGGUGGCCACACUGAGGCAGCAGAAGCAGCUCUACAAAUCGCUAGAAACAGAAGUGAGUGAGAGGGGGAAGAGGUGUCAGCUUCUCGAGCGGGAGGUUAAGAACAAGAUCUCAGCAUGCCAGAGUUUAAAGCAUGAGCUCCAGCUGGCAAAACAAGAGAGGAAACGCCUCAACCUCCAGCUGUUCAGUCACAGCCUGAAGGCGGAGCAGUACGAGGAGGUAAAGUCGGACUAUGAGAAGCUCAGAGAGACAUUGGCGAGUGUAAGUGAGCAGAGGGACUCGGCAAGACGGGAAAAAGAUGAGCUCCAAGGCAAACUGGAGAAUCUUAAGCAGGCCCUAAAGCAUAUGUGUGAGGCUGCAGAAGCGAGGCAGCAGCUGGAGACAGAGCAUGAACAGGCCCUGGAGAUCCUCAGCUCCACACAGCAGGAGAUCCAGCUUCUGCGAAAGGCUCAGGUUGAGGCUGAUAAAAAGCAUGAAGAAAAGGUUCAUUUGCUAGAGGUCAAAGUUCAUGACCUGGAACAGAAAUGCCGGACUCAGAGUGAUAAGUGUAACAUUCUGUCCAAAGAGUUGGAGAAAUUUCACUUGGGUUUGCACACCGAUCCUGAGCGCUGGCCAGAAACCGCCAGAUCACGGAGAGCAAUCUGUAACCUCCUCAACGAGCUGCAGAGUUGCACUGGAAAAGGUGAUGACAGAUCUGCAGGUUCUCCGCUAAUCUCUGAGCUCCUCCAGCCACUGCAGGUCAGCAGAGAUACACCUGAGACGCCGUUGCACAUCAACAUCGCCAUAACAGCGAGACCCCAAUUAAUGAGCAUCUCAGAGAUGGAUGAUGAGGUGAGUCCAGCUCCAAGGUCCAAGGCAAGAUACACAGGACAGGUUCGUCUCUGCACGGCCCGCUACAGUUAUAAUCCUUACGAUGGACCCAAUGAGCAUCCUGAGGCUGAGCUGCCUCUUGUUGCUGGGAAAUAUCUCUAUGUGUACGGAGACAUGGAUGAUGAUGGAUUCUAUGAAGGAGAGUUGCUGGAUGGCCAGCGUGGAUUGGUCCCUUCUAAUUUUGUGGAGUUUGUCCAGGACAAAGAGAAGCCAUCGGUGGAUGGAGCAGAAGAUCUGGGGCAGCUGGAGCAUGGCCGUUUAAGCCUGACAGCCAUAGACGGAGGUAUUUCCCUGGACAGCCUAAGCGUUGACUCUCUUGGGCCGUGCAGUAACGGGACUGGCACUCUGGAUGCUGAGGAGCUGGCUGAUGACAUCGUGCCUUACCCGAGAAAAAUCAACUUAAUCAAACAGCUGGCAAGGAGCGCCAUCGUGGCUUGGGAGCAACCUCUAGUGCCCCUUGGUUGGGGCAACAUCAAUGGCUACAAUGUUUUAGUGGACGGGGAGGUUCGCGCUACUGUGCCCUUCAGUGGCAGGACCAAACUCUUGGUGGAGAAGCUGGAUCUAGCCACCUGCACAUACCGCAUGUCAGUGCAGAGUGUGACGGACCGAGGUUUGUCGGAUGAGCUCCGCUGCACCAUGCUGGUGGGACGGAAUGUCACGGUGGCUCCAACGGGCCUGCGCUUGGACGACAUCAUGCGUGACUCAGCGGAGCUCUCCUGGCUCCCCAGCAACAGCAACUACUCGCACACAGUGUUUUUGGAUGGAGUUGAGCAUGCUGUGGUGAAGCCAUGCUGUUACAGACUGCGCUUCAGCAACCUGAAAGCCACCACCGUGUACAAGGUGAGGGUGGUGGCCAAACCACACCAGGUGCCCUGGCACAUGCCACUGGAACAGCGAGAGAAAAAGGAAGCCGGGGUCGAGUUCUGCACACAGGCUGCAGGCCCUCCUCUGCCUCCCAAUGAGGUGCAGGUCCAGUGUGGACAGGCUCCAGGGAUUCUGCAGGUCCACUGGAAGCCUCCAUUGUUGACGCCCAUGGGGACCUCCAAUGGUGCCAAUGUCAUUGGCUACGCAGUGUGCACCAAGGGCCAGAGGAUCGCUGAGGUGUUGUACCCAAUGGCUGACUUUGCAACAGUGGAUCUGAACUGUAUCCAGUGUUUGGAGGCCCGUGAGGUCGUGGUCAGGACUUUAUCAGCACAAGGCGAAAGCCAGGACUCGCAUGUCGCCGUCAUUCCUAACAACCUGCUCGUGCCUCCACCCCAAGUCCACCUUCCACCUCACCACAUGCCCCAGCCCUUGCCUCCAUGCACUGCACUCCCACCUCCAAUGCAGCCUCUUCCCCCUCAUGCUGGCCCUGAUUCAAGUUCCCAUCUUCAAACACUUCCCAUUCGCCCAAACCAGCCAGUUGCUCAUCUUCAGCCUCAUCCUCUACCCCAUCCUACUCAGCCAUCUCCUCCUCACCUCCAGCCUCUACCUGCUCACCCUUUCCCCCAGCCCCAGCCUACCAUUCCAAUACAUCAGCCCACAAUCCCAAUACCUCAACCCACCAUCCCAAUGCCUCAACCCCACAUUCCCCAGUUGGCCCUUCCCCAGCCACAGAGACCACCAAGUGCCAGAGAAUUGGAAACCAAAGAGCAGGUACUGGGCAUGCUUCACCCUGGUGGGGGUCCUGCACAGCCAUGGGAGCCUUUGUGUUCUGGCCUUCCCCCAGCUCUGCCACAUGGACACACUCUCGAGGCACCGCCAUGCCCUAACCGCCGCUCACCUUCUCCUCAGAGAAUCCUUCCCCAGCCCAGAGGCACCCUCAUUCCAGAUACAAUGGCCAAAGCCAUCGCCCGUGAAGCUGCCCAAAGAGUGGCUGUAGAGACCGGGCGGAUGGAGAGGCGAAGUCAGGGCUUUCACUCUCAAAACUCAGAUGAGGAAGAGGAUGAGGAAAGCUAUCAGUCUCGCAGAAGAGGAGAAUCUGUGGAUGACUUCCUUAGGGGCUCAGAACUGGGCAGGCAGUCCCACUACAGUCACAGUGAAGAUUACCAGACAGAAAGCAGUCGAGGUUCAGACCUAUCUGAUAUUCUGGAGGAGGAUGAAGAGGAGCUGUACUCUGAAAUGCAACUGGAGGAUGGACGACGGCGCAACUCACACAGUGCUCUUAAGGUGGGCAACGUUUCAUCUUCAGGAAGGCUGGAUCGGGACUCAAAUCGGAGGCCAGCUCAUGGGGGUCCUCAACCCCAGCGCAGACCGCUCAUGGUCCCCUCUAUUGGAGGUUACAGGGACCGAGGACGGCGGUCUCCUCCACACUACGAUGAGUCCGAAUCUGAAGACCCCUUCCGUAUCUUUGUAGCAUUGUUCGAGUAUGACCCUCUCUCCAUGUCCCCAAACCCAGAUGCUGCUGAUGAAGAGCUUCCUUUUAAAGAAGGACAGAUCAUCAAGGUGUAUGGGGACAAAGACACGGAUGGGUUUUAUCGGGGAGCGAUCCAUGGCCGGUCUGGCCUCAUUCCCUGUAACAUGGUGUCAGAGAUACAAGCUGAGGAUGAGGAGACUAUGGAUCAGCUCAUGAAGCAGGGCUUUCUACCCUUAAAUACCCCAGUGGAUAGAAUAGUCAAGGUGGUGGUGGAUCCAAAGUCUAUCCUGGGAACAGUGGUUGUGAGGUGGGAAUACACCCUGUUUGGGACACCAGUCCAUCACAGGGCACCAUGCACAAAUACAUUGAGACAUUGUUUCACACCUAGGAAUUACUUCAAGACUUUCACGAAUAAGAGAUACUCUCAUUGCUUCUUUUCUGUAGAGCACAGUCGAAAAGGCGGCCGGCACCCUGUGGCUACUAGAAGAAUGGUUGCUCUUUAUGACUAUGACCCCAGGGAGAGUUCACCAAAUGCAGAUGUUGAGGCGGAGCUGACGUUCUGUGCUGGUGAUAUCAUCGCUGUAUUUGGGGAGAUAGAUGAAGACGGUUUCUACUAUGGUGAGAUUAAUGGACAUCGCGGUCUGGUUCCCUCCAACUUUCUAGAAGAAGUGCCUGAUGACGUGGAGGUCUAUCUCACAGAGACUCCGUCCCACCAUGAGCAGGAAGAGCCAGUGCCGGCGCCGCGCCCGGAGCCUAAACGGGUGCCAGUGGAAAACACGGUUCCAGCACCCGUCCUGGGAAGACCUGCGUCCCCGAUUGUGCGUCCUCUGCUCCCUCUGGGCCCCACUCAUCUCCUUAGUCCUGCCAGGGGGCCGAGAGACCUGAAAAAGAAGAAAGGACUGCUCUCCAAGGGGAAGAAUCUGCUCAAGAAGUUCUCAAAGUAAAAGUUGAUGCUAUACACGAUCAAAAAAGGGCCACAUGCUCAU